AUGGCACUCGUAGUCAGCGGGUAUAUGGCCCUCGACCUCGGUUGGCGGUGGAUCUUCUGGAUCAUGAUGGCCAUUACUGGCGGGUGGUGGAUUCUACUUGUUCUCACAGUACACGAAACGCGACACACAAUCAUUCUGCAACAGAAAGCCAAGAGAGUACAGAAAUUGAUGCGAAAAGAGAACUUGACAUUCGCUGAAACAGUCACUGAUGCCAGUGUAAGCGGGCGAAAGGGGCUAGACGAGCUGUUUAAGAUUACCCUCACUCGUCCAUUUCGUUUCUUAUUCACCGAACCCAUUACAACAUUUUCUGCGAUAUGUAAUGGCUUCCUCUACGGUCUGGUCUACCUUUUCACCGGAGGCCUUCCCACUUGUUUUCGCAAGGUCUUACCAUCCUCGGCAUGGCCAUCGGCCCGAUUAUGGCAUCCCCUGCAAGAACGAUACUGCCUGCGUCGAAUCAAAGAGCACGACGGCAAGGGUGUCCCGGAAGAACGCAUGUGGAUGGCCCGACUGAGUGCGAUCCUCAUUCCGAUCAGCCUUUUCUGGUUUGGCUGGACAAGCUGCCGAUCCGUCCACUGGAUCGUGCCCAUUAUUGCAUCGGCCUUGUUUGGGGCUCGUAUCUACAUCCGUCAUAUUGAGUAUCCUCAACUAUGUUGUGGACAGCUAUCAGACCUAUUCCGCGUCGGCUCUGGCUGGCGUGAUCCUUGUGAGGAAUUGGGUUGGCGCUGGGUUUCCUUUGUUCGCGACGCAGAUGUAUGA
Messenger RNA from Aspergillus nomiae NRRL 13137, 756 nucleotides. RefSeq names its product polyamine transporter. Gene Ontology annotation, molecular function: transmembrane transporter activity. The transcript is spliced from 2 exons. Gene Ontology annotation, biological process: transmembrane transport. The record is from RefSeq and is a predicted model, not a curated record. The coding region runs from base 1 to 756 and encodes 251 amino acids. NCBI's taxonomy places the organism in Eukaryota, Fungi, Ascomycota, Eurotiomycetes, Eurotiales, Aspergillaceae.